AUGGAUGAUAGAGUUAUAUUAAAAAUUUAUUGUUAUGGACAGAUUUUGUUAGAAACAUAUGAGGGAGUUCAAUUUGUAUGUCAAAAUCUAGUAGAUAUUGUUAUUCCGUUCACAUUGUCAUUUGAUGAAUUGAAAGGUGUGAUUUGUGAGAAGAUACAUUCAGAAAGAUCAGAAAGAAUAUCGUGUAUUUUGUACAGGUAUCCUUUACCUGUGUUUGGUGGAUUCGUCCAUUUUCAGACGAAAUACGUGACAAAUGAAGCGAGUAUGCAGGAAAUGUUUUCAAUGUAUAUUGAGAAUCGCCGGCGAAUAUCGUGCAUCGAGUUGUAUAUUGAGUUCGAGCAAUUUGAAGUGGACCGAAAUAUUGAAGUCGAAGAUUAUGAUAGUGGUAGCGAUGAGGAUUUUGAAAGUAACUAUGAGAUCGUUGGUCCAGGUGAAAACGAAGAUGGAGCUGACGGCCCCAUGAACCCAGAUGUGGCGGAGGUUGCUAAUGCACUAGCAAACUCGCUUCCGUUUCAGGAGCCUUCUUUCAUGCGGUCGUUGGAUUUGGAAGCGAUGAAUGCAGCUGAGUUUCCGCAAUAUAUGAAUGCAGAGCUUCCUGUUGUGGCCGACGGUGAAUUUACGGUGGGGAUGGAAUUCAAUUCAAGGGAGGAAGUAAUCAAGGCAAUGAAAGACUAUACCAUCCGUAGAGGGGUAGACUAUCGGGUUUAUGAGUCGAAACCGACGACAUUCUAUGCUAAAUGUACACAUUAUGGCAAAGGUUGUGAUUGGCUUAUCAGGGUUACGAAAAUGCAGAAGAAGUACUGCUGGGAGAUAAGGAGGUACAAUGGUAGUCACACUUGUACCCGGUCGAGAAUUUCUCAAGACCAUUCGAAACUGGACUCCAAGACAGUUGCAGAAGCAAUUAAGCCGUUGGUAGAGGUUGACCCAUCUUUGAAGGUGAAAUCAGUCAUUACAGAAGUCCAGUCAAAGUUUAACUACACCAUCAGCUAUAGGAAAGCUUGGUUAGCAAAGCAGAAGGCGGUUGAGUCAAUUUUCGAAGGUUGGGAGGCAUCGUAUGAAGCUUUACCCAUAUGGUUUGAGGCCAUGUGUCACAAGGAGCCGUCAGCAGUGGUUCACUUUGAAACAAUGGAUGCGUACCAGGGGGAUGACUUGGUUCCUGAUAUCCGUGUACUACAUAGAGUCUUCUGGAGUUAUUACCCUUGUAUUAGGGCCUUCAGACAUUGCAAGCCAGUAGUGCAGGUGGACGAGACUCAUUUGUAUGGUAAAUACAAGGGUUGUUUAUUGGUUGCAGUCUCACAAGAUGGUAAUAACAACAUCGUGCCUAUUGCAUUUGCCAUAGUGGAGGGGGAAACCUCUGAUGCAUGGUACUUUUUUCUAAGUAACCUUCGUCAACAUGUGGUCACACGUGAUAGUGUCGGACUUAUCUCUGAUCGACACGAUUCUAUCAGGUCAGCUAUUGAUCGGAGUAAUGGGGCUUGGUCUCCUCCCAGAGCUUUUCAUAUGUUCUGUAUCCGGCAUAUUGAGUCGAAUUUCUUGAGGAAGUUCAAGGCACCGUACUUGCAGAAACUCAUCGUCAAUAUCGGGUAUUCGAAGACGAUACGGGAGUACCAGAUGCGCUAUGAACGAUUAAAAGAACGGGGUGAGGCUUACACCAACUGGCUUGACCGCAUCCCACGUGAGUAG
Messenger RNA from Arachis ipaensis, 1683 nucleotides. RefSeq lists its product as uncharacterized. NCBI's taxonomy places the organism in Eukaryota, Viridiplantae, Streptophyta, Magnoliopsida, Fabales, Fabaceae. The record is from RefSeq and is a predicted model, not a curated record.